Caenorhabditis angaria is the source of this 13489-nucleotide messenger RNA. The record is from the annotation of a GenBank genome assembly. Lineage: Eukaryota; Metazoa; Nematoda; Chromadorea; Rhabditida; Rhabditidae.
AUGCGAUUGCCGGAUGGGAGCCUAGCUCCUUUCGGUUUGUUUAUCAUACUCAUCCUGAUAGGGAUUUGCUCAACACAAAGAAGUUUGAAAAAUGAUGCAAAUGAUCCGACUGGAAAAUCUUCACUUGCUUUUGUAUUUGAUAUUACUGGUUCAAUGUUUGAUGAUUUAGUGCAAGUUCGAGAAGGAGCUGCCAAGAUUUUCAAGACUGUUAUGGCUCAAAGAGAGAAGCUGAUUUAUAAUUAUAUCAUGGUACCAUUUCAUGAUCCACGUGAGUUUUCUCAAAUAUUUCGUUUUGUUUCGAAUUUCUUUUUUUUUUCAAACAUCAUAGAACUUUUUUGAAUUUUCACUUUUCUCUGAAAAAUCGUUGUGUUUUGCUCUUUCCUCAUCAUCUCAAAUUUCUGAUUCAUUCUGAAACAUUGUAAAUUAUAUCAAUAUUUCAUCCAGUAAAACGAUAAUCAUAUAUCUUGAUCUUCUCUUCAAACAUAACAUAUUGUCAAAAAAAAAAGAGACAGACUGAAAAUCUAUGAGAAGAAUGAAUUCCGUUGGAAAAAAGUGAGAUGCAAGCAAAAAAGAUGUGGGCCACAUAUAUCACCUCAAUACACAUUUUCACAUUCAUCGAAAAUCAGCACUGGGUUGGGAUGAAACAAAAAAAAGUCCAAAUAGUCACAUUUGAGCAAUAUUAAUGAGUUUGAGAUUUGUUGGUGUGUGUGGAUAUGUUACAGCAUACAUUCUUCUUCAGAUAUUUUUGAGAUUAUCAUGAAUAGAACAAACUAGAAAGAUGAUAAAUAUAUAAAUUGGAUAAAUGUUGAAAAAAAUGUUAGAUACAUGUGUUUUGUUUGGAAAGGUGUCUAGAGUUUGGGUGGUGAUUUAUUGCCAUUUUAUUUUUUGAUCAACUGUUCAAUGUUUUUCGCAAUUGACCAUGUGAUAUUGAAAAAAAAUGAAAAAUAAUGGAAGACAAAAAAUAUUUGAAAUAUUUUAAGAUUAAUGAUAUGAGUUGUUUUUGCAGAUCUCGGCGAUAUCAUCAACACAACUGAUUCAACAUAUUUUAUGCGCCAAUUGGGCAAAGUAUAUGUACACGGAGGUGGUGAUUGUCCAGAAAAGACAUUAACCGGUAAGCCGCCAAAAAAAUGGCAGAUCAAUUGUGUUUGUAUUUGCAUUUUCAUUUUUUAUUUCGGCAAAAAUGUUGCGAAUUGGUUUCGCCAAAUUGAUUUUAUUCGAUUUUAUGGGCCCUGACUGAGUGAAUACAUUUCAUUUUCGCACCCGCCUAGUGGGAGACACAAAAACCGUAAUUGAGUUUUUUCUUUCUUUUUUUGCAAAGAAAAUAGUUAUGAGUCAUUGGAAAGUAAUUGAAUACUUCUUGAGGUGACUGAAUGAUUUAUAUAUUUAUCAAAUAUAAUAAGUGUAACAAACUUGUAAUUUGUUGGUUGGAUUUCGGGGGGGAGAGAAGGGUGCAAUAUAAUAUGUAUUGGAAACAGACGAUCGGUUGUAAAGAAAUCAUAAUGUUUAUUUUUCGAACUUUUUCCAUUUCAUUUUAUUAUUAUUCAAAAACACCGCCUCUUGUUAAAAUAACAUUAGAAAAGGGAACAAAUCAAAACAUAUCAACAAGAAAUAACAAAACAAAAAUUGUUUUCAGGUAUUUUGAAAGCUCUUGAAAUCUCAUUGCCAUCAUCUUUCAUUUAUGUUUUCACCGAUGCUCGUUCGAAAGAUUAUCACUUGGAAGAUCAAGUACUUAACACAAUUCAAGAAAAACAAAGUUCCGUAGUUUUUGUGAUGACUGGUGAUUGUGGUAAUCGUACUCAUCCAGGUUUCCGAACUUAUGAGAAAAUUGCCGCAGCUUCUUUUGGACAAGUGAGAAAAAAAAAGAAAAAAAAUAGCAACAAUUUUAUAUAUCUUUUCUAGGUUUUCCACUUGGAAAAAAGUGAUGUGAGCAAAGUGUUGGAAUAUGUGAGACAUGCUGUAAAACAGAAAAAAGUGCAUAUGAUGUAUGAGGCUCGUGAACGAGGUGGUACAACUGUUCGAACCAUUCCAGUUGACAAACAUUUGUCUGAAUUGACAAUUUCAUUAUCUGGUGAUAAAGAUGAUUCAGAUGUUUUGGAUAUUACAUUGAGAGAUUCGAAUGGAAAUAAAGUUGACAAACAAAGUUAUAGUAAAGAAGGUGGAACUAUUGACUUGAAAAAUGUGAAAUUGAUUCGAUUGAAGGAUCCUGCUCCAGGACCUUGGCAAGUUAUCACAAAUUCAAGACUGAAACAUACAAUUCGUGUUUUUGGACAUGGUGCUAUUGAUUUCAAAUAUGGAUUCGCCUCAAGACCUCUUGAUCGCAUUGAACUUGUUAGUAAAAAAAAACUUUUUUUGUUCAAAUUGUCUAUUAACUUUUUUAGGCUCGCCCACGUCCUGUAUUGAAUCAAAACACAUAUUUACUUAUCAAUAUGACUGGAUUGAUUCCACCAGGAACUGUUGGUGAAAUUUCACUCGUUGAUUAUCACGGAAACACACUUUUCGCUAGAGCAGCUUCACCACAUCGAACAAAUCCACAUAUGUAUUUUGUUGGUCCAUUUGUUCCACCAAAAGGAUUAUUCUUUGUUCAAGUAACUGGUGUCGACGAAGAAGAUUAUGAGUUUAAACGGAUUGCGCCAACUGCUAUUGGAAGUGUUGUUGUUGGAGGACCACGAGCAUUUAUGGCACCAUUUCACCAAGCUUUUGUUGGAACUGUUAGUAAUUUUGAUCUCCAGAAAAAAAACGUUUUAAGUUUACUAAAAAAAAAAAAAAUAUUUUCAGGAUGUUAACCUCACUUGUACUGUUGAAAGUGCCUCACCAUUCACUUUAUAUUGGACAAGAGGAAAUGGUGAAAGAGUUGGUGGACCACUUUUCUAUCAGUAAGAUUUUCUUAUUUUUUCUUCUCAUUUAUAUUGUCAAAAUUUUUAGGACAACUGAUUCAGCAGUUUGGACUCUUCCUGAACUCUCUCUAAAAGAUGGUGGAGAAUACAAAUGUGAAGUGAUAAGUGACAAUGGAAAUUAUACAGUCGCAACUCGUGUUGAGCCAAGAGAAUCACCGCCACAAAUUAUUGGUGCGAGAAAUGUGUCGGCACCAAUUGGCUCGGCAGCUUUCCUUCAUUGUCCAACUCAAUCUGCUGGACCUGUUGAAAUCAGAUGGAUUCGACAUGGCGCAACUGUGUUUACUGGACCAAAUACUGAAAGAAAUUUGAAUAAUGGAACUUUGAAGAUUCAUUCAGUUUCAAGAUCAGAUUCUGGAGUUUAUGAGUGUCAGGCAAGAAAUGCAGGUGGUAUGACGUCACAAACUAUUCGACUUGAUGUAAGAACGACGAUAUUUUUAAGAUGAUAAAAAUUGCUUUUUUUCAGAUUAUGGAGCCACCACAAGCUAAAGUUCAACCUGAAAGAGUAUAUUUCGUUCCACGAGACAGUAUCAAUAUUUCCUGUUAUGGAAUUGGUGAACCAAAACCCGAACUUCACUGGUAUUUCAAUGGUAGAAGAUUGAUCUCGGAUUCCAGAUAUUAUAUCGGCCCUGAAUCUAGUUAGUUUUUCAUUCUAUUGAUGUUUUACAAUAUACCUUUCAUUUUCAAAAUAUUUUCGUUAUCAGGUUCGUUGUAUCUUCGAGAUGCUAGUCAUUAUGACGAGGGAAAAUAUGAAUGUCGUGCGAUGAGUCCAGCUGGAAUUCACACUGAUACUUCAGAAUUUAUUCUUGCCGUAUCUCCAAGAGUUGAACUCAGUCAAAGUAAAACAAUGAUUGGACGAGGAGAUAGUAUUUCAUUUGAAUGUAAAGUUUUACAAGGAAAACCAACACCAAAAAUUCGAUGGUUGCGAAAUGGGAAAGAAUUGUUUAUUCAAAAUGAUAAAUAUAUUAGAAUAAAUGAGGGUCAUUUGCACAUUUCUGGAGCACAAGACAGUGAUGCUGGAACAUAUUCUUGUGUUGCUGAAAAUAUGGCUGGAAAAGAUAGUGGAACUGUUGAUCUCACAAUUGGCCGAAUGCCAUCGAUUGUUCCAUCUGCUCAAACAGUUCGGGUUAAUAUUGAGAGACAAUUAACUUUGCAAUGUUUGGCGAUUGGACAUCCACAACCAGAAAUUGAAUGGCAGAAAGAAGGUAUUUCAUUGGGUGCAGUUGGAAAUGAUAGGUACACUCAACUUGCUGAUGGUAAUCUUCUUAUCACUGAUGCUCAAGUUGAAGAUCAAGGUAGAUUCACAUGUAUUGCCAAGAAUAUCUACGGACAACAAUCUCAAACAACCGCUGUUAUUGUGACUGGAUUAGGUUUGUUUUUUUUUCAUUUUUUUUUUGAAGAUCGAAAAUUUAAAUUUCAGUGUCACCUGUUUUAGGACAUGUUCCACCAGAAGAGCAAUUAAUCGAAGGACAGGAUUUGCAUCUCUCAUGUGUUGUUGUUCUUGGAACUCCUCGACCAAAUAUUGUUUGGUUGAAAGAUGGAAAACCUGUUGAUCAAUCUCCAUCACUCAUUGUAAAUUUAACCAAAAAAUGUAAUUUUUGCUCUCAAUCGGAAAAAUUUAUAGAUCGAAGGCGGUGGAACUGGAUUACUUCUUCGUGGAGGCGAUCCAAAAGAUGAGGGAAAAUACACUUGCGUUGCUGUUUCUCCAGCGGGAAAUGCGACAAUCAACAUAAAUGUGCAAUUGAUAAGUAAGUUGUUUUCGCAUGCUGCGUGCCUUCUUUUCUCAAAACCUAUCAAGAUUUCGUGUCUUGUCUACAAUUGAUCAAUCAUGCAUGAUUGUGUUGUGUUCAGAGAAGCCAGAGUUCGUGAACGUGUCUGAUCCCGCCAAUAAACCAAAAGUGCCUGGAAUCGAUGAUUCGCAUAUUGCAAUCGUCAACACAACUCACGAUGUUUUGGAUGGUGAUGGUUUUGCGAUUCCGUGUCUUGUAUUUGGACAACCACCCCCGACUAUUACUUGGUAUUUGGAUGGAAGACCAAUUGUUGCAAACAGAAAAGAUUUUGUCAUUUUGGUAAGAUUGAACAGUUUUUGAGUUGAAAAAUAAGAUUUUAAUAUUUUAGCCGGACAACACAUUAUUGGUAAAGCGCGCUGAUAAAACAUUCAGUGGAACAUAUGUUUGCCAAGCUGCAAAUAGUGCAGGAGAAAAUUCGCAGGUACAUAUUUUUUUUCAUAUUGAAAAAUCUUCUUGUCGUUGAGGAAAAAUUUUCAUGCAAAGUAAAUUUUUACAAGCCUGAAGAAGGGUUUCAGUUUUGAAUGUCAUAUUUCAAGCCUACCUACCUGCCUUCUGAAAUUACAAAAUAUAUAUUUUCUAGCAAACAACAGUUCGUAUUAUGAGCAAACCUUCAAUUUCUGCUGGUCAGAGUUCUUUCAAUUUGGUUGUAAACGAAGCUGUAAAUAUUCCCUGUGAUGUAUUUGGCGAUCCAAAACCAAAAAUCUUGUGGUAUCUUGAUGAUGUUAUUUUUACCGACGGAAUUAUAAAUGAGGAUGGAAGCUUAACAAUCCCAAAUCUCAGCGAAAAUCAUCGAGGAACAUUGACUUGUCGUGCUGAAAAUGCAGCUGGUGUUGAUAGUCGAAGUGUUACUUUGACUGUUCAUACAACUCCACACAUUGAUGUCGAGGUAAUUUGUUUUUUUUUUUUGAGAAAAAACAAUUAUAUUAUAAAUCAGUACAAUAUUUCAGAAUCAAGAAAAAUCGGUUAUUUUGAACGAAACAAUUGUCUUAGAAUGUCCAGCUCAAGCACAUCCGCCUCCUGUCAGAAUUUGGACAUAUGAGGGAGAGAAGAUUGACACAUUGCUUAUUCCAGUAAUAUUUUUUCUCAUAUGUUCUUUCUCUUUUUUCUAUUUGCUCUUAUUUUUUAAUAUUUUUCAGCACACAAUUCGUAGUGAUGGAGCUUUGGUUUUGGAAAAAAUGCAAGUUGAGCAUACUGGUGUUUUCACGUGUCAAGUAUCAAAUUUGGCUGGAGAAGAUUCCUUGGUUUAUACUGUUAACGUUUUGGAGAAACCAAAAAUCAUCUCGGAGACACCUGGAACAAUUGAUGUUGUUAAAGGAUUGAUGAUUGAGAUUCCAUGUCGUGCAACCGGAAUUCCAGAAGUUUCAAGAGCUUGGCAAAAAGAUGGAAUUAAUAUUGGAAUUGACUCUCAAAAAUUCACUGUCGAUAAUUUUGGAACUUUGCGAAUUUACAAUGCAACCAAAAGUGAUGCUGGAAACUACAAUUGUAUUGUUACAAAUCAAGUUGGAAGUGAUAAUACAAGCACAAUUGUUGUUGUUCAAGAACCACCGGUUAUUCUACCAUCAACUACUGUUAAUUACACAUCUGUUAUUGGUGACAAACUAGAACUUCGUUGUUAUGUUGAUGCAUAUCCACCAGCAACAAUUCAAUGGUUGAGAAGAGGAAUUCCGAUUGCUGAUGGAACUCGUGGAAUUACUUUGGAAAGUGAUGGAAGUUUGACUAUUGAAGAAACAUCGCUGGAAGAUGCUACUAUUUUCACAUGUAAAGCUUCAAACCCUGCUGGAAAAGCCGAGGCAAAUUUGCAAGUAACAAUCAUUGCUGCACCAGAUAUUCCAGAUCAAGAUACAGUUGUUCUUGAAUCAGUCAGAGAAUCACAACCAUUUUCACUAUAUUGUCCAGUAUUCAGCACACCACUUCCUUCAAUUACCUGGUAUGUCAAUGAUAAACCAUUGACUGAAGAUUUAUCAAUUCUCAAUUUGUCGGAUGAUCGUAGAAAACUUCAUUUUUAUCACGUAAGUUGUUGCAAAAAUUGAUUUUUCUCGACAAAAAGCAUUGAUAAUUUCAGGCUAAAGUUACUGAUUCUGGAGUUUAUAAAUGUGUUGCUCGAAAUGCCGCCGGUGAAGGAAGCAAGAGUUUCCAAGUCGAAGUUAUUGGUGAGUUUUUUUUUGGGUAUUAUCAAAUAACAAAUUGUUUUCAGUUCCUCUGAACUUGGAUGAAUCAGAAUUCAAGAAGAAGGUGUUUGCUAAAGAAGGAGAAGAAGUGACAUUAGGAUGUCCAGUUUCUGGAUAUCCAACUCCAACAAUUAAUUGGGUUAUUGAUGGGCGACUUAUGCAACCUGAUGAAGAAUAUAAAGGUGCUAAAUUAUCUCCAGAUGGUAGAACAGUGAGUUUCGCUAUUCGAGUGAUUUUAUUUAAUAAUGUAUGAGUUUAGCUUCAUUUCACUGAAGUUGGCAUCAAACAAGAAGGAGUUUAUCAUUGUGUCGCACAAAGCAAAUCAGGAACAUUGGACGUCGAUGUCGAAUUAUCUGUCUUGGGUACAUCUUCUUCUCCUUCUCCCACACCACGACCCAAAAAAUUAAUUAGCUUCAAGCCGGCUAAUAUUUCUGUAGCUUGGGCGCAAAAGCUUGGGACUAACAGAACACAGAAACCAACCAAAACUUUUAGACCUAAACAAAUUAGUUUGAAUAUGGGAGGUUCUCCGAAAAUUUCCAAAUUGAAUAAAAACAGAAAUAAAUUCAAACCAAAAAAUAUAAAUUUGAAUAUGACACCUAUUAUUUCAAAAAACAAGAAAAAAUUUAAGCCAAAAAAUAUUAAAAUUGAUAUGAAUUCUAAAAAAUCAAGUAAAAAAGUAAUACCAAGAAUUUCAAAUAUCUCUCCCAAACCUCACGAAAACAAUGAAACAAUCUUUCAUACCAAUGAUCUCUUUUAAAAAUCAUCACUUUCAAAGAAAAAAACAUUUGCAGUGUAAACUAAAAACGGUGGUUUCUCUCAUUUCAAUUGUAAAUUUCAUAUUUAUUUUCUCUCUCAAUGAAGCAUAAGCAUAAGAAUAUUUUGCUAUUUUCAAUUUCUCAUAUAAUAUUGCAGCAAUUCCAAGACUUGGAGAUGAUGAAAUUAUUGAAGUUGUUACUGGAAAACCAGUUAUGUUAUCAUGCGAUGUUUUGACUGAAACUGAUGAGAAAACAACCUUUGUUUGGUCCAUGGUAAAGUUGUUGUGUUGUGUUUCUAAUAGUGGUAACUUUUUUUGCAGAAUGGUUCCGAAGUUUUCGAUAAAACAAAUAUUCAAAUUCCAAUGAAUGGACAACGUUUAUAUAUCACAGAAACUACACCUGAAAAUAAAGGAGAAUAUAAAUGUAGAGUUUCAAAUUCAGCAGGAAAAUCAGAGAAAACUAUUGAUCUCAAAGUUCUCGGUGAGAAACUCAAGAAAUUACUGAUUUUCCAAAAAAAAAGUAUCUUGAUUUCAGAACCUCCUGUGUUUGUCGAAGAAACUUACAACGAGAAUGAACAACUUAUACCUGGAAAACCCUUGAUUUUAUCAUGCUUGGCUAGAGGAAAUCCAAAACCGACAGUUGAAUGGAGAAUUGAUGGAGAAUUAGUGCAAGAUUCACUUUUGUUGUAUGUUUUUUUUUGCUUCUUGAAAAAAAACUAAUUAAUUUUUUCAAUUAUAGAGAUGGCGAAAAAUUGCGAAUUGAAAAGCUCGACUCAAGAUCUGCACAGAUAACAUGUGAUGCUAAAAACGCAGCAGGAGACAUUUCUCGUGACUUUUUCGUGCAGAAUAUUACUCCUCCUAAAAUUAUCAAAGGUUCUUCUGGAGAUCCAACGGUUUGUUUGUUUUUAGAAAUUCAUUGGGGACUAAAACAUUAAUUGUGAUAUUUGCAGUUCCGUGAAGGUGACACAAUUGUUUUGGAUUGUCCAGUUUCUCACGGCGACUUUGAAAUCACAUGGAUGAAACAAGGAGCACCGAUCAAUGUAAGUUAUUUUUAAAUUUUUCGAAUAUAACCACAAACCGUUACUAAAUAUAGCUAUGAAAUAAACAUUCAUGAAAAAUACCGAUUUGAUCUCGAAAAUAAUAUCUGUUGAAAUUCAACCACAAUUUUCCCACGGGCGAAAAAACAAGACAAAAAAGGCACACUUUUUUCACUGCGGACUUUUAGGGGAAAAGGGGCGUGUCAUGUACCCUACAGUGUACCUUAUGGGAAUCCCUCCAGAGUCAGCUCUGAUCACUCCUCGAUUCAUAUUAUCUCUCGUUUGAGAAUCGACAAAAAAGUGAAAAUGAAAAGAAAAUACAACAAAAUGAUUUUUUCGCGCACUGAUUUUUAGGUAGAUCAAAUUAAAAUCUGAAUAGUCCGCAAUGAAGAAAAAUGUUUGAUUUUUUCGCCCGUGAUUUCCUGACUCGAUCAAAAAUUUCCUUUUAUAAAAUACAUUAGUUUGAAUAUACAUCUCCUUCCUCUCAUUAAUUCUCUCUUCAUUUUCCACACUCUCUCACCUACUCUGUUUCUCUAACAUUACGUCUCGCUAUUCUUUUCAUGUUCGCAUUAAUUUUAUUUUAUAAUCACCUGAAGAUUUCCUUGUUAUUUUUUCUAUUUUCUACCAUUUCGCGCUUAGAUUAGGUUAAGGUUUCAUAGUCAAGCUUCAGCAGAGAGGCUUCACUGAUGAGGCCUACCUCUUCGCCGUCUGUAACCAAAAUUUAUGCUUCAUUUUUUGAGACAAUCCUAACUUUUGUAAAAAAUAAUUCAAAUAUUCAUUUUCCAGGACAAGGAAGUGAUUUUGACAUUGGACAAAACACGAUUAACAAUUUUGAACGCUAGAAGAGAUCAUGAAGAUGUUUACACUUGUGUUGCUAAUAAUCCAGCUGGACAAGUUGCUCAAGAUUUUGAUGUGGCUGUUCACGUCCCACCAAAGAUUGCUGGCUCCGCAUUUUUGCAAAUUGAAGCUGAUGAAGGUACUGAAAUUGCUCUAAAUUGUGAUGGCGAAGGAAAUCCAAAACCAGAAAUUCUUUGGGAUUUCAAUCGAGAACCAUUGAAUGCAAAUGCUCAACUUGUCAAUGAAAAUCAAACUGUUGUUUUGAAACAAAUCAAACUUGAAGAUGCUGGAGUAUACAAAUGUUAUCAAAUUAAUGUUGUUGGUCAAGCUGUUAAAACAAUCAAUGUCAUUGUUAAAGCACGACCAAGUUUCUUGGGUUCUGACAAUCUUAUCAAGCAAAAUGUGAAUAUUACUAGAUCCACAACUUUGGAAUGUGAUGUAAAUGAUGCUGUUGAUAUUGAUAUCACGUGGACAGCUCACGGAGUUCCACUUCUUGCUGAUACAGAAAGUGUUCAAAUUUUGAGUGGUGGAAGGUAUUUACAUAUUCCAUCUGCUAGAGUUGAAGAUGAUGGAACAUAUUCCUGCACAGUUACAAAUUCCGCUGGUAGUGCUUCGAAAAAUUUCAGACUUCAUGUUCAAGGUAAGGCAAUUCAUUAAAAAUUCAUUCUUUUGUUCAUCUUCAUAUAUUGUUCAUCUUCAGUUCCUCCAACAAUCAUCAAUGAUGGCGGAGAACAUACAGUUAUCGAAAACAAUUCAUUGGUUUUGCCUUGUGAAGUUGAUGGAAGUCCGAGACCAGUUAUUACCUGGACAAAAGAUGGAAAACCAUUGGGUGAUUUGAAAUCAGUUCAAAUUUUAUCCGAAGGUCAACAAUUCAAAAUUGUUCAUGCUGAAACUCGCCACCGUGGUUCAUAUGUUUGCCGCGCUCAAAAUGAUGUUGGAACAGCUGAAAUUAAUUUUGAUGUUGACAUUAUCAGUGAGUCCAAAACUCGAAAUUUCAUUGUAUUAUUGAUAAAUUUUUCUAGCUCGUCCAUCAAUUGCCAAAGGAAUUAAGGACAUUGUUGAAGUUGUUCAAGGAGAAACUGCUAGUUUCAAAUGUCCAGUCGCUGAUAAAAACUUCAAAGGACAAAUUAUUUGGUUAUACAACUUCCAACCAAUCACUUUUGGAGAGGAUCCAAGAUUGUCAACAUCUCAUAGCGAUAAACGACUCAACUUGCAAGAGUAAGAUUAUUUCAUAGUUUUUUUAAUUCUCGUUAUCUUUUAAUUCUAAAUUUCAGCGCAAAAAUUGAAGACGAAGGACCAUAUAGUUGUAGAAUUCGAAACGAUGCCGGCGAAACAAAAUUCGAUUUCAAGUUGCAAGUUCUUGUUCCACCAAAGAUUGUUAUGCUUGACAAAGAUAAGAACAGGUAGAACAAAUGUUAAAUUGGAUAAAAAUGUAAAAUAUUUUUUUACAGAGUUGUUGUUGAAAAUAGUAUGAUAACACUAUCAUGUCCAGCAACUGGAAAACCAGAACCAGAUAUCAAAUGGUAUAAAGAUGGUGAAGAAUUGACUAUUGAUAAUAUUGAUGGAAUUGUUCCAUCUGGUGAACUCAAUGGAAAUGAGUUGAAAAUAAUGCGAGUUAAAGAUAAAGAUUCUGGAAAAUACUCGUGUGAAGCUAUCAAUGCUGCUGGAAGCACUGAUCAAGAAAUUGGUUUGAAUGUUCAGAGUGAGUUAAAAUAUUUGAAACAUAUAGAUUUGUUUAUUCACGCUGGAACCAUAUUUGCAGUAUUUGAAGAAGAUCAUUCAGAAUAAAAAAAUCAUGAAGAAUUAGAAUGAAAACCCUACAACUAACUUCAAAAUAUUUUGAAUACUUUUGAAAAUUUCAGAAUGUGUAAAAAUCCCAUUUUAAAUAAGUUUUUUUCAGCAGAAUUUCAAUGUAGACUCAAUAGGUUUGUACUCUCACCCAUGAUAAUUAAUUUCAGCUGUUCCAAGAAUCGAAAAGGAAGGAAUCCCGUCUGUAUAUAACAGCUUGCGUGGUCAGCGUGUCACCAUUUCCUGUCCGGUUUUUGCCAAACCAUCUGCAACUGUGACAUGGUUAAAAGCUGGCAAACCACUUCAAAGUGAUCAAAACGUCAAAACCAGUGCCAAUGGUCAAAAAUUAUAUCUUCUCAAGCUCCAAAAAUCCGAUUCUGACAAAUAUACUUGUGUUGCUAAAAACCCCGCCGGUGAAGAUAAACGUGACUUCACUGUUAAUAUUCUUGGUAAUAUUUUUUCACACAAAUCCAUUUUUUAAUUCAUUUUUUUUUCAGUUGCUCCAUUUUUCGAUGAGCCAAAUGUUGUGAGACGAAUUUUGACAAACGCUGGAAAACCAUCUGUUUUGAAUUGUCCUGCAAAUGGAAGCCCACCCCCAACAAUUACAUGGUAAAUUCAAUUUAUUUUCAGUUUUCAGUUUACAAAUUGAAAAAAAAUGAAGAAAUAGAAAAAAGAUUGGUUGUACCACCAACCAGCAAACCAAAUUUAUGUCUUCAAUUUCAAAAAAAUGCAGACGUAAUUUGUUUGAAAUUUAUUUGAGAAACAAGAAAAUAAUUGUUUUUCCCCUUUUUCUAGGCUCAAAGACGGAAUCGGUCUCGAGGAAAACGAACGAUAUGUUUUGUUUGAUGGAGGUAGACAAUUACAAAUUAGUAGUACACAGGGUGAUGAUCAAGGAAGAUAUACAUGUAUUGCGACAAAUUCAGAGGGAUCUGAUGAUUUAGAAAAUACGCUUGAUGUAAUUGUACCACCUGUCAUUCAAGGUCCACCACAUGAAAAUAUUUCGGUGAUUGAUGGAUUUGCAGCUGAAUUGAUAUGUGAUGUAAGCUUGGAGACAAAUUGAUUUAGACUGAUUGAUUGAUUUGUGUUUUUUAUAGUCUGAUCAUACUGGAAUGGAAGUCGAAUGGCAACGAAAUGGACAACGAAUCACACCAGAAACAUUGCGUGGUGAUUCAUUUUUACAGAUCCCAUCUUCAGGAAAACGUUUGAGUUUCUUAUCAUCAAGAAAAGGAGAUUCCGGAAAAUAUACCUGUAUUAUGAGAAAUGCCGCAGGAGAAUCUAGAAAAACCUUCGAUUUCAAUGUCAUUGGUAAUUUUUGCAAGAACAAAGCUUUGUAUAUAUUCGUUUUGAUUUCAGUCCCACCAACAAUCAUAAGUGAAAUGUCUUCGGAAACUAUUCAAACCGGAAAUCCAUCUGAUACAAUCGAAAUAAAUUGUGUUGUUGCUGGAACCCCACAUCCAAAGGUAACUUAUUUACUUUUUUGUUUUCGCUUUUCAGUUUUGCAUCAAUUUUAAAUGACACAAAAAAUAUUCAUCAUUUUUGGGAAUGGAAACAAACAAAUUGAACUUGGCAAAGAAAAACUUUUUAAAAAAUAAUAAAAAAUUCAGGUGACCUGGAUGUUCAAUGGUAAACCAAUCAGUAAUGAUAAUCGAGAAUAUGAAUUCCCUAACGAUGGAGAAUCUAUCAAAAUUCAUCAUACUAAUGAAGAUAACGUUGGAAAAUAUACAUGUUCUGCUGAAAACGAUGGUGGAAAAGUUGAAAAAGACUUUUUGAUCAGAAUCACAGCUCCACCGAAAUUCGAAAAGGAAAAUGAAUCUGUUGAACUAAAAGUUGGCGAUUCAAUUAUGUUAGCUUGUAAUGCUGAAUCCGCAACUCCUGUUACAACAACUUGGAGUGUCGUUGGAACUGAUAAAAAUAUCACUGAUGUUGAAGCAAGAAUAUAUAAUAUCACAAAUGUUCAAAUGGAAGAUCAAGGAACUUAUGUUUGUAAAGCUGUUAAUAAUGCUGGUGAAGUUUCGAAGAACUUUGAUUUGAAAGUCAUUGGUAAGUUAAUCAGCUUUUUUCAGUUGAAGUUAUAUUCCCAAACAACUUUUUUUCAGAAGUUCCAACAUUCUACGAUCGCCAGGUCCAAUUCCCAAUUGUGAUUGGCAGACGAGUGACACUUGAUUGUACUGCAAGCGGAACACCAGAACCAACAAUACUUUGGAUGAAGGUUAGUUUAUUUUGA